This is a messenger RNA of Trichomonas vaginalis G3, 1401 nucleotides long. Its product is annotated as glycoprotein 38 family. The transcript has a single exon. The record is from RefSeq and is a predicted model, not a curated record. The coding region runs from base 1 to 1401 and encodes 466 amino acids. NCBI's taxonomy places the organism in Eukaryota, Parabasalia, Trichomonadida, Trichomonadidae.
AUGAUUUCCACUUUAACUGUACUAUCUUUUUCAGAGAUGAACCGUCCAGAUCCAUCCAAGUACAAAAUUGAUCCUCGCACAGCUUUUAAAGACUGCAAGAGACAUGAUUGGGUUGAACCAAAUCAUGGCAGAUCAAAACUUGUCAAAAUACAAGCUAAUGAAUCAAGAUGCUUUUAUGGCAGCUUUCUCCUUAGCAGCAACUCUUCAUACACUGUUACAGCAGCUCUUCCAGAAAAGGUCAACAAGACAUACACAUGGAAUUACUCCGAACCAAUGAAGAACGCUCUUGCCAUUCUUGCUAAGUAUAAUGAGUCUGGCGAAAUUGAUUCCCAACCAGUUGCAAAGAUCCAAUGCACUGACAAUACAACUGAUUGCUUCAUCCAAAUUUUACCUGUUAGACCUUCUUUCAACUUGACUAGAAAUGUUAAUGUUAAGGGUGUAAACACAACCAUUAAAGAUGUCCAGCAGACAAUUGUUAGCACAAAGAAGUCUGGCUCUGAAAAGCUUAUCAUCCGUAAGAAAGUAAAGAAUACAUCAAAGAAAUCCAAAUUAAUUGAGAAUUAUGUUACUGUUGGUUUCUUUGGCUCAGACAAUGUUAUGGAGUUCAACUUCAACCGCCAAAAUGGAACAGGUUUCGUCACAUCUCUCGGUCGUAAUGACAGAGCUCAAUAUCCUAGAAACCUUACUGGAACCGUGGGUAAGUCAAGAUUAGCUUUCUUCUAUCCAGUUCUCAAUGAGCGAGAAUUGAAUAAUGGUACAGGACCUCAACCUCCAAAACCUGAUCAGAAUGGAACACAGCCACAGCCACCAAGACCAGAACAAAAUGGAACACAACCACAGCCACCAAGACCAGAACAGAAUGGAACACAGCCACAGCCACCAAGACCAGGACAGAAUGGAACACAACCUUAUCAACCAGGAGAUGAUCACCAUGAGAACCAAGAUGACAGGCGCCAUGAUGAUGAUAGAGAUAAUGACAAUGGAAGAGAAAGAUCUGCUGCCCGUCAUACUGAUGAUGAUAUUUCUCGCGAAGAAAAAGAAUGCGACUACAAUUUAUCUGUUGAAAUUUCCUACUCUGUCUACCAGGAAAAGACAGCUUCUGAAGAUGAUGAUGAAACUACAGUCUGGUUCUUCCCAGAAAUAUACGCUUCUUUAUCUGCAAAUGGCGGCGUUUUCACACAAGAAACUAUCAAUGUUGAGACAUCUGAAACAACAACAGACUCUGAAACAUCUGGCACAGUCACAAAGAAGAGUAAAGCUGGUUUAAUCGCUGGUUUAGUUAUUGCUGGUGUUGCAGCAGUUGUUAUUGGCGCAAUUCUCGCUGUCUUCAUUAUCCGCAAGAAAUCAAAGAAAGAUUACUCAACAGAGUUCGAGACAGUUGGUGCAGAGAGUCUCGUUUAA